CUCUCUCAUUUGCCAUCUCUCACCCUCUCUGCCCCUCUCCCUCCCUCCCUCUCUUUCUCUCACCCUCUCACCACUGCUCCCCCUCUCUUUCUGUGGCGCACUUUCACUUUCUGCCUUGUUUACCUUCUCUCACUCUUGGCCCUCCCUCCUUUCUCUAGAACAGAGUAGGGUGCACACAGUGCACACGCUCAACCUCCUACUGUCUCUCCUACUUCGUUUUUCUCUCACUUUGCCUGAGUCUCCCAUGGCUGACUGUCUCUCUGUCUUCAGUGAAGCUGGCGCUGUCUCUCUGUCUGUGUGUCUGUCCCCUGUGUGCAGCACAUGUUGAAGAGCUUCCCGUGGUGUGCCUACUGGGUAGGCUUGGGUAACCUGUCCUCUGUGGGACUGGGGACUGGCAUGCACACCUUCCUCCUGUACCUGCAGUGCGGAGCGGAAAAAUGGGGGCUGGCUGGCUCAAGAUCUGGGCUCCCAAACAUCUGGGAGUCUUUACGGCUUGUUCUGAGAGCAUUAUUAACACUUAGCCACCCAUCUGUCAUUUGGGAGCAGCGCAGUCACAGUCCCAUUGCAUCGCUCAGUAGAGCUGAACUGGAAACUGUCCUCCAUUCUGUGUCAUGGAGAGCACACUCAAAUGUCAUUUAAGACAUUUUUAUAUUAGAAUUUUUGUUGGGUGACCUGACUUACUUUCCAAGACGCCUGUCUGUUUCAAAGGAGGACGUCGCCAUCUUAUGGCCUUAUUGAUGGAUCAGUAGAUUUUCAGUGCUGUUUGAGGAAUCCGUUCAAGUUUCCUGCUUUUGAAUGUGGAGCUGAUUAAGACAGCUGGAUUUAUGGGGGCUAUUGCAGGGGAUGAAUUGAGUCAUUGUGAGUUUGUGCUCCCCUACCCACAGAGGCCUCGGUAGAACCAUAGAUUUAUGGUUAGAACACUGCUCCUUCUCUAAUCUAUCUUGUCCAUGUUCACUUCUACAGGAAAUGUUCACUACUACAGGAAACCAUAUGAAUGUUUGUUAUGAUUUUUGCAAUGUUUGUUGGUUGCAGCGACCUGUUUAUAGAAACGUUUGUGGUCAUACGCACAUCCUUAAAAAUGUAGGUGCUGGGCUAAUAAAGAAUACUUGUAAAGAACCGGAAGGCUCGCACACUGUUUAUGCUUCCCCAAUUCACCGCUUUAUUGUCAACGUGACUUGUUUCCCCUUUCUAGAUUACGGUCCUUCUUCUUCACAAUGGUUGAUGCAGCUUUCCUGCUUGGGUUGAGGGGGUUCACUGUGAACCCAUGCCCUUUACCUUCUGUGAGCAAUAGAUGGCGACAUUUGUCAGUGAAUGUGAGUCAGACGCUGCAUGCAAAUGUAUGUAGCUGUACUGGCCAUGUUCGAGAGGAUCAAAACUGUAAUGUAUCAUGGGUAAAUUGUGACUGAUUGAUCUACAAAUAAUAAUGAGUAGGUAUUUUAGAUGCAAGGUACAUUGCAGAUCACUCAGUCAACAGUCGCCUGCAUUGUUAAACAAGCUCACCCAGCAAACCAAAAUUGGUUAGGUCAUGCAAAUGUACUCAUAACACAUAAACUGUCCCGUUGAUGAUGAUUAUAGAAUGUUUGUAUAAAACAUUUGCCUGAUGUUGCAAGAAUGUUCCUCAAACAAAUGUCAUCUGUUCUUCAAAGGUUCCCAGAAUGUUUCAUUAGGGUGUGGGUACAGUCUGGUGAGAAUAUUGUGGGCACAUCACAAAAGAUAUGUUUCAUUAGGGUGUGGGUACAGUCUGGUGAGAAUAUUGUGGGAACAUCACAAAAGAUAUGUUUCAUUAGGGUGUGGGUACAGUCUGGUGAGAAUAUUGUGGGCACAUCACAAAAGAUAUGUUUCAUUAGGGUGUGGGUACAGUCUGGUGAGAUUAUUGUGGGAACAUCACAAAAGAUAUGUUUCAUUAGGGUGUGGGUACAGUCUGGUGAGAAUAUUGUGGGAACAUCACAAAAGAUAUGUUUCAUUAGGGUGUGGGUACAGUCUGGUGAGAAUAUUGUGGGAACAUCACAAAAUAUAUGUUUCAUUAGGGUGUGGGUACAGUCUGGUGAGAAUAUUGUGGGAACAUCACAAAAGAUAUGUUUCAUUAGGGUGUGGGUACAGUCUGGUGAGAAUAUUGUGGGAACAUCACAAAAGAUAUGUUUCAUUAGGGUGUGGGUACAGUCUGGUGAGAAUAUUGUGGGAACAUCACAAAAGAUAUGUUUCAUUAGGGUGUGGGUACAGUCUGGUGAGAAUAUUGUGGGAACAUCACAAAAUAUAUGUUUCAUUAGGGUGUGGGUACAGUCUGGUGAGAAUAUUGUGGGAACAUCACAAAAGAUAUGUUUCAUUAGGGUGUGGGUACAGUCUGGUGAGAAUAUUGUGGGAACAUCACAAAAGAUAUGUUUCAUUAGAGUGUGGGUACAGUCUGGUGAGAAUAUUGUGGGAACAUCACAAAAGAUAUGUUUCAUUAGGUUGUGGGUACAGUCUGGUGAGAAUAUUGUGGGAACAUCACAAAAGAUAUGUUUCAUUAGGGUGUGGGUACAGUCUGGUGAGAAUAUUGUGGGCACAUCACAAAAGAUAUGUUUCAUUAGGGUGUGGGUACAGUCUGGUGAGAUUAUUGUGGGAACAUCACAAAAGAUAUGUUUCAUUAGAGUGUGGGUACAGUCUGGUGAGAAUAUUGUGGGCACAUCACAAAAGAUAUGUUUCAUUAGGGUGUGGGUACAGUCUGGUGAGAUUAUUGUGGGAACAUCACAAAAGAUAUGUUUCAUUAGGGUGUGGGUACAGUCUGGUGAGAAUAUUGUGGGAACAUCACAAAAGAUAUGUUUCAUUAGAGUGUGGGUACAGUCUGGUGAGAAUAUUGUGGGAACAUCACAAAAGAUAUGUUUCAUUAGAGUGUGGGUACAGUCUGGUGAGAAUAUUGUGGGAACAUCACAAAAGAUAUGUUUCAUUAGAGUGUGGGUACAGUCUGGUGAGAAUAUUGUGGGAACAUCACAAAAUAUAUGUUUCAUUAGGGUGUGGGUACAGUCUGGUGAGAAUAUUGUGGGAACAUCACAAAAGAUAUGUUUCCGAAACACAAAAACUGUCCAGUUGUGCAGAUGAUUCUACAAUAUUUAUUUAGGGUGCAAAAAACACCUGAUGUCACACGGAUGUUCCCAGAAUAACAUCUGUUCUUUAGAGGUGCCAAGAAUGUUUCAUUAGGCUGUGGGAACAUUGUGUGUAUAUGACGAGAGAGGUUCCCAAAACACAAAAUAUGCCCAGUUGUGAUGACAUUCCUAUAAUGUAAGAAUGUUGUCAGAACACCUGGUCUAACUUCUUUAAAGGUUCCAAGAAUAUUAUAUUAAUUCAUGGGAGUUGUCUGGGAUGUUGCACG
Molecule: messenger RNA, 3346 nt
Organism: Oncorhynchus gorbuscha (pink salmon)
Lineage: Eukaryota; Metazoa; Chordata; Actinopteri; Salmoniformes; Salmonidae
Exons: 2
Coding region: 1612-3075 (487 amino acids)
Source: RefSeq, a predicted model, not a curated record